CGCUGUGGACUUUCAUAACGUACAAACACUGAUCGAAUCAUCACUAACCACGUGUCCCCCCUUUCCCUAUAAAAGAGUAGUAAGCCCCCCUACCAUGCGCACUGCGGUUCCAAAACCUGCCUACCUUCCUUCCUCCUCUUAUUUCCAUCAUUUCAUUUUCAUCACCAAAAAAAAAAAAAAAUCAAAUAAAAUAAAAAUUAUAUAUAUAUUCCUCCGAAUUUCAAUUUCUCCUGAAAAUUCAAAAAAAUAAAAAGGGAAGAAAAUGGCAGAUGAUUCAACAGCGACCUUCAUCGACAUUGUCGUCGCGAUUUUUGUGCCUCCUCUCGGUGUUUUCCUCAAGUUCGCCUGCGGGAUUGAGUUCUGGAUUUGCUUGUUGUUGACGUUCUUCGCUUACAUCCCUGGAAUUGUGUAUGCUGUUUAUGCCAUCACCAAGUAGAUAUUCCUCUUUUUUUUAUUUAUGGUGAAGAUGCAGGGAGGGUAGUAAAGUCUUUGCACAUUUGGUGGUAGAAAUGGUAUGGUAGCCUAGUCCUUUUUGUAAUUCUCCUUAGUGGGAGAUUUUAGAUUUUUUGUUUUGCUUUUGGCAAUUAAUGUUUUUUUCUCAGCAACUGAGUUUAUAUGUUUGGGUAAUGGAGUGAUCUAUUUGGUAGACGAAAACAAAUGUCCAAGGUAUUAGGUGUAAUUUUUCAGGCCAUAGUGGAUUUAUGCAUAAUUAUACUAAAACUCAGGGGAGAG
Molecule: messenger RNA, 732 nt
Organism: Sesamum indicum (sesame)
Lineage: Eukaryota; Viridiplantae; Streptophyta; Magnoliopsida; Lamiales; Pedaliaceae
Product: hydrophobic protein RCI2A
Cellular component (GO): membrane
Source: RefSeq, a predicted model, not a curated record